Molecule: messenger RNA, 528 nt
Organism: Cantharellus anzutake
Lineage: Eukaryota; Fungi; Basidiomycota; Agaricomycetes; Cantharellales; Hydnaceae
Exons: 4
Coding region: 1-528 (175 amino acids)
Source: RefSeq, a predicted model, not a curated record
AUGACAAGAUCCAAACGUGACACCACUUUGGCUUCCACUUCAAUGACUACGAAGAAAUCCAAGAAUGACAAUCUUGAACUUGUUAUUACUCCCACUACCAUCGAAGACUCCACUGCUGGUUACUCUACACCCUCUUCAUCUCAUGACAAAUCUAACAAUACUGAGAACACAAAGGAGGCAGGUCCUGAAACUUCAACCAUGGGUAACAAGAUUUCCAUGAACACCAUCACUACUAAUCCUGAUGGUACUGAUAACAUCUCCAAUACAAUUACCAACAGUCCUCUUUCUCUUACUCCCUCUCACUUUUAUGUGUUCACUUAUGCAUUUAUAGACAGCAAAAGCGACGACAAAGAAGAGAAAGAUACUGCGACCUCUCUCCUCUUACACCCCUCCACUGCUAUCAUGACAAGAUUGACCACAUCUCCUAGCGACGGACUCACAGAUGAUGACUGGCAGAUAGUGUUGGAUUACCCUCCUGACACCAUCUUUCAGAACAAUCCUGAUUAUCCAGAGGACCUUCAAGAGUAG